AUGCGCGACAAAUUUCCCAGUGGUGGUAUGACAGAGGCUGAGUUCUUCGACACAUGCAUUCAACAGUCAGACGGUGACAAGAUUGAUGGGCUUGAUUUUUUCAAGCUUCUAUUUAAAGCUAUCGAUCAAGAUAAUUCUGGUACCAAUUUACAUAAAGGCCAAGAUGAAUUACAUUUACAUGUAUACGAUAAUGAUGUGGCGGAUCAAGAUUCGAUCGGUUCAAGGACGAUCGAUUUGAAAAAAUAUGUCUUCAGUAAAGGUCGCUAUGAAGAUUGGGUCAAGUUAUCUGCUCAUUUGGGUCUUGGCUCACAUGGUGAACUUCAUGUUAUCAUUGAACAUAGUGAAUGUGAAGAUCCAACUAGUGUUGUGAGUUCAGUAUCUUACGAUACUAAAACUAAUUCAUAUAGUGGUUUUUCACCACAAUUGGUAAAUGGUUUACCUAUUAUAAAUCAAUUUCAAACAAAUAAUUAUAAUGAGUUACAACAAUGGUUCGAAGAUUUUGACAAGUCUACAUUAAUAAAUGCAAAUUUAGUUGAACCAUUAUUAACUAAUAAUUCUUCUUCAAUACAUUCGAGACCAUAUAUCAUUUCCGCUUACGAAACUAAUAAUAAAUAUAUAGGUAUAGAUGUUCUUCGUAAAUGGAUAUAUAUGUAUAAUGAAUGCAAAAAAAGAAAUAUUAUUGUUGUCGGUUUUGCAAGUGAUUGUGAAGCAUGCUAUCUUAAAGCUAUGCAAAUAUCAUUAGGCUUUUUUACACACACAUCAAAUAUUGAUUUAUUACGUAAAAAUAAAAAUUUAUUUCAAAUUAAUAUUCCACCAACAUGGACUUUAUUUUAUGAGAACAAGGCAAAUGUAUCUUUGCAUGCAAGAUGGGAUCCAUCUUACUGCAAAGAUUAG
This is a messenger RNA of Rotaria sp. Silwood1, 894 nucleotides long. NCBI's taxonomy places the organism in Eukaryota, Metazoa, Rotifera, Eurotatoria, Philodinida, Philodinidae. The record is from the annotation of a GenBank genome assembly.